Molecule: messenger RNA, 477 nt
Organism: Triticum turgidum subsp. durum (durum wheat)
Lineage: Eukaryota; Viridiplantae; Streptophyta; Magnoliopsida; Poales; Poaceae
Source: the annotation of a GenBank genome assembly
AUGGCGUUAUCACUCAUCACCAGAUUGCUAACCCUGGCUCUGGGUUACGCGUACCCGGCGUACGCUUGCUACAAGAUGCUGGAAGUGCACCCUCCGCAGAUCGAGCAAUUGCUUUUCUGGUGCCAGUACUGGAUUCUCGUGGCGACGCUGACGGUCGUCGAGAGGUUCGCGGACUGGAUAGUGUCGUGGCUGCCAAUGUACGGCGAGGUGAAGCUGCUGCUCGUCCUCUACCUCUGGCACCCCGGCACACGGGGUGCGGGGCACGUGUACGAUGGCCUCCUCCGUCCGCUGGUGGCGAGGCACGAGCACGACAUCGACCGGGGCCUGCUGGAGCUGAGGGCCAGGGCGAGGGACAUGACGGCGUCGCAACUCAAGGUGGCGGUUGCCGUCGGACAGGCGUGGCUCGUCGAGGCUGCCCGGUGUGUUUCGUCGCAGCUGCAGGCCGCGAGAUCAGACCGGGCAGGCGCUGCUCAUUGA